Molecule: messenger RNA, 646 nt
Organism: Tigriopus californicus
Lineage: Eukaryota; Metazoa; Arthropoda; Copepoda; Harpacticoida; Harpacticidae
Exons: 3
Coding region: 1-582 (193 amino acids)
Source: RefSeq, a predicted model, not a curated record
AUGGUAAACACCAAAACAUUCAAAGCCAAUGACGACAACUUGCCCUCUCAUGGAAAUGUAACUGCAGUCAACAGACCAACAUGUCUCGUCUUUCAGGGAGCUUCAUUUUCUUGUUCGUUGCAAUUGCUCUGUUAUCUCAGAGCCAGGCAAACCCUGGUUGGAGAAAACGCAGUGCCGAACCCGAAGCAUCAACAAAUCUUGAAAGAUGGAGCAAAAGAUCUGCGGAGGCUGCUCCCGGUGGCUGGGGAAAACGAUCUGCUGAGGCUGCUCCCGGUGGCUGGGGAAAACGAUCUGCUGAGGCGUCGCCUGGUGGCUGGGGAAAACGAUCUGCUAAGGCGUCGCCUGGUGGCUGGGGAAAACGAUCUGCUGAAGCUGCUCCCGGUGGCUGGGGAAAACGAUCUGCUGAGGCCGCUCCCGGUGGCUGGGGAAAGCGAUCUGCUGAGGCCGCUCCCGGUGGCUGGGGAAAACGAUCUGCUGAGGCCGCUCCCGGUGGCUGGGGAAAGCGAUCUGCUGAGGCCGCUCCCGGUGGCUGGGGAAAACGGUCUGCUGAGGCCGCUCCCGGUGGCUGGGGAAGGUAGUUAGUGUUUAGCCAUAAAGUCACCAAUCCUGUCUUUAGUUGUCAAGUUUCUGCAUCCUCCAAAGAAAA